Molecule: messenger RNA, 976 nt
Organism: Notothenia coriiceps (black rockcod)
Lineage: Eukaryota; Metazoa; Chordata; Actinopteri; Perciformes; Nototheniidae
Product: synaptic vesicle glycoprotein 2C
Exons: 3
Coding region: 371-976 (201 amino acids)
Cellular component (GO): synaptic vesicle membrane
Source: RefSeq, a predicted model, not a curated record
GACUGCAUCGCGAAGAAAAAAAACCUCACUGUCGUGCGCUGGCAAUUGCCUCUCAUCCUAUUUUACAGUAACAAAAAAAGAGAUUUUCUUUCCUAUUAAACGAAAGCAGAGUCUGAUGCAAUGGGUAACUACCUGCCCAGUUCUCUCUUCUCGCCAUAAAUUACGCCUGGCCGAUGACUGCCACAGCCAUUGUGGGUUAUCUCCUGUGGUGACUGCGGACUCAAGAGUUUUCAUCCCGGCUGCAUCUCAACACCCACUGAUCUCACCGUUCCAGCAAAUUCCGCCGCCAGCGUAAACUCACUCCUCUUCCCUCCUUAUUCUACUUCUAAGUAUCCCCUGAACCCCGUGCAGACCUGCUGGUGGAGCCAGAAUGGAGGAAACUUACAAUAACAGGACUUCCCUGUCCAAGGGGGCCAAGGACAUUGUCAAGGAGGCCAAGCGGCAUGCAAAAAAGAAAGUCAACAAGGUGGUGGACCGCGCCACAGACGGGUACUCGUCCCACCACAACUACAGCCGAUUCGAGGACGACGAGGACGAAGAUGAGGAUUUCUACCGGAACCCGCCGAGGCAGGGCGGAGAGGGCAACCAUGACAACGAGGAGGGCUCCAGCGAUGCUACAGAGGGCCACGAUGACGAGGAUGAGAUCUAUGAGGGCGAGUACCAGGGGAUCCCCUCGGAUAGGAAGCAGAAGGAGGGCCAGGUGGCACUGGGACAACCCAUGUCUGACGCCUCAAGGGACCGCAAGGGUCUGGAGGAGGAGAGGCAGGCGGAUGAGGAGGAGCUGGCCCAACAAUACGAGCUGAUCAUCCAGGAGUGUGGCCACGGGAGGUUCCAGUGGCAGCUGUUCCUGGUGCUCGGGCUGGCGCUCAUGUCAGACGGGGUGGAGGUGUUCGUGGUGGGCUUUGUGCUGCCCAGCGCAGAGACAGACAUGUGUGCGCCCAACUCCAGCUCGGGAUGGCUAGAAAAUCGUUACUAA